AUAUCUUGAAGAGGAGAUCCCGCGAUAGCACACCGAGUUGCAACUCGUUUGCUUAUUGGUCUGAGGGUACUGUUGUAAGAUGGCGCCCAACGAAAUAUGAGUGGUCUACAGAAAGAAAAACUGCAGCUAACCAUCUAACGAAAAUCGAGGGGAAAUAAAGAAUAACCCAGCCACAGAAAACACCGAAAUCACUUCGAUUUCCUGCUUGUUGUAAGAGGAGUGGCGUUUCGAGGGCAGAGAAGCGGCUCAGACCUCGGCCCGGUUGAGGAAGAGAGGAGAGAAAACUGUCAGCAGCGAUGAAUAACUCACUGGACGGUACAGGCUCCUAUGAGGAGCUAGUUAGGCAGAAAGCUCGUAGCAUUCCUCAGCAUCGCAUGAAGGAGUUCCUGGAGUCCCUGGCCAGCAAAGGUCCAGACGCCCUGCAAGAGUUCAGCCAACAAAGCGGAGACACUACAACCACUACCACUACUAUGGUGUACCAGCAAGAGACUAACUGCAUCUACACAGACAGCACAGAGGUGGCAGGGUCAUUGCUUGAGCUGGCAUGUCCGGUGCAGGUGCAGGUCCAGCCACAGCAGCAACAGAUACAGGAGAACACGUCUCAGCAGCAGCCUGUGCAACAGAAUACAGAGCAACAGAUAGUACAGGUGCAGAUCCAGGGUCAGCAGCAAGGUCAGAUGCUGGGCCAGGUUCUUCAAGUGCCCUCUGGCUCCCAUCAACAGCUACAAGGUGUGACUACUGCACAGCUGAUUCAGUCUGGGGAGCUUACAGAAGAGCAGCACCAACAACUGCAAGCGCAGUUGGUGGCAGCUGUUGCAGGGGGACAGCAGAUCCAAAUUCAGACAGUGGGGGCCCUCUCUCCCACCCAGCAUCAAGACAGUGCAGAGAGGAGAUUAAUGGGAACUACAGUUGCCACAUCUCAGGGGGCAGGUGUCCUCCAGCCAGCUAAGAAGCGUAAAGUGGACAUGCCCAUCACUGUUUCCUAUGCCCUACCUGCCCAGCAGGUAGCCACAGUCCUGGCUAUCCCUCAGGCACAAGGUCAACAGCAAAGUUAUGUAUCUCUGCGGCCAGACCUCCUAACUGUGGACAGCUCCCACCUUUACAGUGCCACAGGCACUAUUACCAGUCCCACAGGGGAGACCUGGACCAUCCCUGUGUAUUCUGCACCUACUGCAUCUGGAGGCCGUGAGCAGGUAACGCAUAUUGCCAUCCCCCAGGAGGCUUAUGGAACAGUGCAAGUUGCGGGAACAAACACUACAACAAUGCCAACACAAGUUACUAUUGAAAAUGACAAGCUGAAAAUCCCUGCCAGCCAAAGCCAGACAGCACAGGCUGUUUCCAGCAUAACAAGCUCUGGAGCCAUGGGAAGCCAGGAAGAAGUGGUGCACACGCUGGCCGCAAACACACUGUUCCCUGCUCAGUUGAUGAAUGGAAACAUCCACAUCCCCGUGGCAGUACAGGGCUACUCAAAUGCUACACAGUCCCUUAUUUGGGACCCACAGCAGCAGGUGCUGCAUACACAGGGGCUGACAGGACAGGACGCACAGCAGCUACAGGUAAUAACACAGGGUCAGACAGUCGUAGCAGAGGUAGAUGGUCAAGGCCAGCAGCAGGUGCAGGUGCAGGAACUGCUGCUGCCUGCUACUUUGAAGCCAGAGGAGGGGCUGGAGGUGUGGCGGCUUUGGGCUCAGCGUAAAAAUGCAGAAUUGGACAAAUCAGACAAAAAUAAACUUGCGCCAAUUGGCAGACGGCAGGCCCUGCGUUUUCAGGAGGAUUUGGUGUCAUGUGCAGUUGCUGAGCUCUGUAUGGGUCUCUCUUUGAUGACAACAGAGGCCCGGGGACUGGAAGGGGAGACUUAUGAGGCUGAUGUUCUUUACUAUGUUUUUCUGUGCAUACAAAAAUACAUGUUUGAUAAUGGUCGUGUGGAUGACAUUUUCUCAGAUCAGUACUACACCCGCUUUGCUCAGAGUCUACACCAGAUCCUGGAGCCUUGGAGGCCAUCUGUCCAUCCACUAGGUUAUGUUAUUCCCAGUCAUGUGACAGAGGAGAUGUUGUGGGAAUGUAAACAACUAGGAGCUCAUUCUCCCUCGACACUGCUAACAACUUUAAUGUUCUUCAAUACCAAGUAUUUCCACCUGAAAACAGUGGAUCAGCAUCUAAAAGUCGCCUUUUCAAAGGUGCUCAGGCACACCCGGAAGAGUCCCAACAAUCCUAAAGAUAAGAGCACCAGCAUUAGAUACCUAAAGUCGACAGAAAGGUUCAUAGGGCAGAAAGUGACAGAUGAUAUGUACUCAGAGCAGCUUGAGGACCCUGAGAACCCACUGCGGUGCCCCAUCAAACUCUAUGAUUUCUACCUCUUCAAAUGUCCACAGAGUGCUAAAGGUCGUAAUGACACCUUCUACCUGACACCUGAGCCCGUGGUGGCUCCAAAUAGCCCCAUCUGGUACUCAACUCAGCCAAUCCCAAAAGAACAGCUGGAGCAGAUGCUCGCCCGCAUCCUUGUUGUUCGUGAAAUCCAGGAAGCCAUUAACAUGUCCGAGAACGUGCACUAGUUGGACUGAAGGAGAAUGAAAAACGAACUCAGCUCUUCUUUCUUCACCAAGCCUUUGAUUGCUCUUUAUGAGUAGUUUUGUAUACUCUCACACCCUCCUGUGGUCUUUAAGGGUGGCAUGUAUUGUAUAUGUUUAUUUUCAUUAUGUGUCAGCAUAUCUCACACAUACGGACUGUAAAUACACGUACAACCAAUAGAUUGUUUGUUUUACUGAGGCAAUCAUUUUUUUUGUUUUGGCCAAAGGAUUUAGUAUCUAAUCUUUUUAUUGGACCUGAACUCUAAUUUAAGUGUUAUUUUUAACUGUUGGUUCUCUUUACCAACAGUCUGGAACAGCUUAAUAAUAAUUUUCUUUCCUGUUUUGUUUUAACCUGUAAUAUAUUUCAUAUAUAUAUUUUCACUGGGGUUGGCCUGCGCUAUGCUGCUUUUCUUAGACAUCUCUUUUUUUGUUGCUUUAGUUUUCCUCUUUUGCCUUGGUCACUAUUAAGUGUCACAGUGAAUACCUCAGUGGUAUUAAAACUGCAUUAAGUAGCCAAACGUAGGCUAAGAGCUCAUUUUCAAGUUGUGGGAGUUCUUUGUGUUUUACUCUUGCCUGUCUGGAACUGAGUUUUAAUGCACACACUCUGAAUUGGGAGGUGACUUACAUUGUUUGCUUAAACCGCAGCACCACCUGUCGGACUCGCUCAGCAGCAUCAAAUAGGAGGACUUUAAUCUGCUCCCGUUUUGAUUGCAACAAUGCGUCACUGCUCUGCUCGCAUUUGCUACACGUUGGAGGUGCGGCUUUGGAUGCUGACUGCUGCUGGACCUUCUUUUCUUCCCAAAAUUCACCUGACGAGGCAUCUGUUGUAUUAUACAUGUCUAUUACAGGAGAGGUGAAAGACUCUAAAAAAGUGGGUUAGCCGUUAAUGUUCUAUAAUGUACAAAACUCAUGCCUCCUUCAUGUACUGUAAUAGGUUCAUCUAAGGAGAAUGGCAGUGCCUGUGUGUUUUUUGAAACAUGACCUUUUUGUACAGCCACUAUA
This is a messenger RNA of Pundamilia nyererei, 3569 nucleotides long. Its product is annotated as glutamine-rich protein 1-like. Bases 297 to 2552 code for a protein of 751 amino acids. NCBI's taxonomy places the organism in Eukaryota, Metazoa, Chordata, Actinopteri, Cichliformes, Cichlidae. The transcript has 12 exons. The record is from RefSeq and is a predicted model, not a curated record.